ACGAUUCCGUGCCGGCCGCGGCGCGGCAGUGGGCCGUCUAGGUUACUAUAGAGGUCAAUGUGACUUGUUUACAGUGGUGCUGCAGGGCGCGGUGGGCGGUUUCGUGAAAAUAAUUUUCAAAUUUUGUUGUAGUGUGCCGACUGCCGUGAUAUACAUUGUACGAGAGUUGAAAACUUAACGUCAGAUCUUCUGGACAUACGCACUUCAACAAUCUGCGUUAACUAAGCCACUGUAGCUGGCACAGUAGCCGAGUCCAUUCACGAUGGCCGAACCGUCAGUGAAGGUGGGCCAGCGUGUACAGACCAAGGACUGCGUCGGCACCGUGGCCUACGUGGGCACCGCUCAGUUCGCCGCCGGAAAGUGGGUCGGAGUCGUGCUCGACGAGCCCAAGGGCAAGAACAAUGGCACCGUCCAGGGAAAGACAUACUUUCAGUGUGAAGACAACCAUGGUGUGUUCGUGCGCCAAACGCAGCUCACCAUUCUGGACGGAGGCGGCUCUGCACCCGGCUCUAAAUCCGCCACCCCGGUACCGGAAAAACCGAAAAGUCGCCCGGCGUCUCGUCUGUCGUCGGGCGGCUCGGCGUCGGUGGGCGGCGGCCUGUCGCGCCUGCCGCGCCUCUCCAUGGCGGCGCCCAGCUCGGCGGCCACCCCGGGCCGGCCGGCCGCGGCCGCAGCCAUGCCCCGCUCGCGAUCGGGCGACAGCGUCAACAAGCUACCGACGCCGGGCUCAACGGGCCGCCUCUCGGGCCAUGCCUCCCCGCGCGAGCCGACCAAAAUCAGCCCCAAGGGGCGCAACAUGCCCACCAAGAAGGCAUCCUCCACGCUGGAGAUCUCGCCAAAGAAGGAGCGAAGUGCCACCGGCUCGACGCAGGACCUCACCGCCAACAAGAGGGCCUCGUUUGUCGAGACGGGUUUCGUGGAGAGCGCCGCGCCCGUGACACCCAGUCCAGCCGCAGCGGCUCCGGCCGGGCCGUCGGCCGCCGACCAGCAGCGAGAGAUCGACAACCUCCGGGACGAGGUCAAAGACCUCAACGAGAAACUCGAAACACUUAAAACCAAGCGCGCGCAGGACCGCGACAAGCUCAAGGAGCUGGACAAGAUGCGCAUUCAGCUAGAGCAGCUGCAGGAGUUCAAGGCGCGCAUGCUGGAGCAGCAGGCGCAGCUGCAGAAGGAGCUGAAAAAGGCCAAGGAGGAGCGUCAGGAGGCGAUCGAGGAGCGCCAGCGCAUCCAGGAGGAGACCUCGGACGUCCAGGAGACGCUGGAGAUGGCCGCGCUCGACAAGGAGAUGGCGGACGAGAAGGCUGAGACGCUGCAGCUGGAGCUCGACCAGGCCAACGAGCGGAUCGAAGAGCUGCGACUGGACCUGCAGAUUCUGCAGGAGGAGGUGCAACAGAAGGGCGACAGCGGCGAGGCGGCCGCCACCAGCUUCCAGGUGAAGCAGCUGACACAGCAGAACGAGCGGCUCAAGGAGACGCUCAUAAGGAUGCGGGACGUAGCCGCGCACGACAAACACGAGCUGCAGCGCACCCAGAAGGAGAUGGAGACGCUGAAGACGAGUCUGACCGAACUGGGACGCGAGAGGGACAAGUUCCGGGCCCGCUCGGAGGAGAUGGAGGCCAGCAUCGCCGAUCUGCAGGAACAGGUGGACGCGGCUCUCGGUGCCGAGGAGAUGGUGGAACACCUCUCUCAGCGGAACCUCGCUCAGGAGGACAAGAUUCAGGAGCUGCAGGAGUCGGUCGAAACCCUGGAGGCGCUUCAUGACAUGAACGAGGAGAUUGCCGAGAACUUUAGAGAGACUGAGCUGGAACUGAAGCAGGAGCUGGACAUGCAGACGGGACAGAUGAGACAGACUGAGAGGAAUCUGGACGCUGCCAACGAGGUAAUCGCCGAUCACCUGGCCACGAUCGGCAAGUUCCGGGAGCUCGUACAGCGUCUGCAGGAUCAGAACACCGAGCUGAGGGAUCAGCUGGAGAAGGAGACCAACAAGCCGGUCGGCGUGCCGGCGGAGAAGAUCGACUUCAAGAAAAUGUUUGCGGAGACGAAGGCGCACGCCAAGGCGAUCGAAAUGGACCUGCGAAAGAUUGAGGUGCAGCAGUCGAACCGUCACGUGGAGCUGCUGGCCAAGUUCCUGCCCGAUUCGUUCCUGGCCAGGGGAGGCGACCACGACGCCGUGCUGGUACUUCUGCUAGUGCGCCGGCUGACCGUCAAGGCGGAAAUCCUGCUGGCCCAGCUGCGGGACCGCUUCCCGGCUCCAUCCACCAUCGACAAGACGGCCGUGCUCAAGACGCACACGGUGGAGCAGUACUGCUUCGGCGCCCGGCUCAUCCACCUGCUGCUGGCUCUCCAGACGAGUCUGGACCAGUACCGUCACGCACUGGACACUGUCGAUGUGGAAACACUGCUGAAGGUCGGCACCCUCUACCCGGAGAUGGCCGCUCAGGAGAGGGGAGUCGACUUCUACAUCGAGCUCCUUCGACAGGAUCAGCUGGGUGAAAACGUUGGCCUGGAGAACAUGGAACGCGUGCUGAACUAUUUCACCAGUCUGUACCCGAACCACCUGGCAUCAGCUGGCACCGACCACUACAGCCAUCUGCUGGCCUCCGCCAAAACCAUGAGUUCCGCCUGCUCGUCGAUAGAGGCCGAGGCUCAGCGGCUGAAGGUGAUCUCUCAGGAGGGCGAGUCCCACACCCUGUUCGGGUGGCUGGCCGCCACUGCCGAGGCCUGUGGUCAGCUGGCAAAGAGAGUCCGACGCCGCCUACCCCAGGACGGAUCGGCAGAGAGGAUCUCCUAUCCGGACCAGGUGGGCGACUCGAUCGGAGACGUGCUGCGCCACCUGUACCGGGUGGGCUUCGUGCUGAGGGACGUCGGACGUGCCUCCACGCCGCUGCUGGCUGCGCUCACUGACGUGGAGUCGGGCCUGCCCUCGUCCAAGUGUAUGGAGGCGGUGGCGCGCAGCGUGGACCUGGUGUACGGCGCAGACGACCACGGCGCCGACUCCUUGCGCUCCUCGCUGACGGCUGUCUCCGAGCAGCUGACCCGGCUGGCCGACGCUCUGGAGAAGGGAGAGUACGACUUCGACGGCUCCGUGCCGGAGAAGCCGACACCGCCAGUGGAGCUGCGCCAGCGCGCCGUCAAGGCCGAGAUGCUCGAGGGUAGCGGCAUGAAGGCGCGCCUCAAGAACAGAGAGGAGGAGAUCAAGGAGCUCAAGCUGGCGCUGAAGAUGAAGGCGGAGGAGCUGAGCGAAGCCAACGUCAGGCGCGAAAUGGCCGAGAAGAAGCUGUCCGGAUCGGCGAAGGACGCGGAUCUUACCAUCGAGAAACUGCAGAGGAAGCUGGACGACGCCAACCAGCUGUUGCGCAGAAAGGAGCGCGAGUCGGAGGAAACGCUGAACCACCUGCAGACGGACCUCGAGUCACUGGAGUCUGAGCGGUCCGAGCUCAAAGAGAAACUCAAACUCAUCAAGAAGAAGGAGCUGCUGCAGGGGCUGACCCAGAGCACGCUGGGAUCAUCGCCUUCGUCGCCCGGCAGCGGUCCGGCCUCUCUACCGGCGCCGGCCGUGCGCGACUCGCCCAUGCUACUACAAGAGAUUGCCGCUCUGCAGCAGGUAGUCCGACGCCAGCGGGCGGAGAUCUGCAGCCUGGCCAGCGCCGAGACGCGCCGAAAACUGGAUGCCAUGCUGCCGCUCAAGGUGCCGCGCCAGCCUCCUACCAUGGCGGAGGAGUACAAGGACCUGGAGAACCGCAUCACCAAGCUGAAGUGGGACGUUAUGGACCACGAGUGCCACCCGGUGGUACCGGACCUCACUCGGCCCAGCUGGAAGACCGAGUACGCGGCGGCCCGCGCGCGCUCCGUCGCUCGUCUCCAGGAGCUCAACAAGGCCGGCCGACAGCUGCGGGAUGACGUGGUGCGCUACGUGGCCCGCCACCGGGCCGGGGGCACCGCCUCAUCCGACUUCGGCCUCUUCCCGUCGGCUCCUGUCGCUAAGACGCUGUCGUCUGGCCCGUCGCAGCUGCUCGGUCGCGUCACCCUACCGGGUGUCUCCGGACCCUGCGUGCCUCUGGACGUGACUCCCCAGGACGUGGAGAAGAUCCACCACCAGCUCGUCUCCCUUAUCGCCGUCUGAGCGGAGCCGCUUCGAAUGGCCCGGAGGUGAUGAACUGACGCACUGUGCACCGCGAAUUCGUUGUAAGAGCAAGAAACCCACUGUGCAUCGAUGACUGGUGUAGGAUAUUUAUUCGUCCCACUGUGCGUCGCUUAUCCGCCGUAAGAAAAGGAAGACCGCUGCGUCAAUAGGCUAUUUUGGGGUAUCUAUUGACCCAAUGUGCGCUGGCCGCUCUACUAGAACGAUUCUUCCACCGUGCGCCCGCACGGCGUGAUGUAGUCGCUCUGUCCUGUCUCUCACAGACUUCUAUGGCGCUAAGUGAUAACUGGGAUGGAUAGGAACUUCUUCCAGACGGUGUGUGGCAUUGGAGAGUGGGAACUGAUCCUUCGCGGCUCGUGCCUUCCAGGCUGAUGGUCUUGUUUAGUGUUGGAAAACGGGAGUCUGUGUGCGCUCCGUGCUUGGAGUGUUUCCUCUGAUCAUUGUGUCUGUGAUGUGUGCCGGGCGGACAGAUUCUCUGCAUUGAGAGCAGCUUUAGUUGAAUCCACACCUCUAUGUUAGUCACUAAUGUGGUCCCUGCACAGUCGGCGCGUCCCGUGGUGGGCGAAUGAGCACUGCAGGUUCGAUAUUGGAGGGUGCACGCUUCCCGAGGCGUUGGACGCUGAGGGGCACGUUCGCUUGCUAAUAAAUAUUUAUUUACUGGA
Messenger RNA from Amphibalanus amphitrite, 4803 nucleotides. Its product is annotated as dynactin subunit 1-like. The transcript is spliced from 23 exons. Gene Ontology annotation, cellular component: axon; microtubule associated complex; kinetochore. The record is from RefSeq and is a predicted model, not a curated record. Gene Ontology annotation, biological process: nuclear migration; establishment of mitotic spindle orientation. Lineage: Eukaryota; Metazoa; Arthropoda; Thecostraca; Balanomorpha; Balanidae. The coding region runs from base 263 to 4123 and encodes 1286 amino acids.